ACGCCCGUAGAGAGAGAGAGAGAGAGAGAGAGCGGUGAAUAUUUUUUUUUUUUUUUUUUUUUUUUUUGUAUUUUUUUGAUCGGUAAAAUCAUUUUACAAUUACAAUUCCCAAAGAGAUUCAGUUAUCUGUUCGUCCACUUCUCCAGCCACAGAUCUAUCCACCCAUCCACCCACACACCCACUCAUUUCUCCCAUCCAUGCACCUACCUGCUCACUAUAGAAAUGGGUUAUGAUACUACGGUUACUUGGUAGACACUAUAAAGCUUAUUUUAGUCUCUCCGCUAAUUUUAUAACACGCCGUUUUCUUUACCCUUGCACGUUGAGGAUACUCUCUGAGCAACACAGCAGACACUGUGCCGGCACGGAAGAGAACCGAUGUACACAGCAUCUCCCGAUAUUCUUGGAGACAUAACCAGUUAAUUGAGUUUACUACAUAAGUUUCUCCAACGCGAAUCAGCAAUGAGCACACUCGUGCAGAUGGUGGCCGCGGAAAGCGUGGGUCUCGCGCUGCUGUGGGUGACGGUGGCAGUGCUGCAUAUAUCCGCACUUAUCGCAGGGUUCCUGGACCUCGACGUCAUGUUUCAUUUUGUUAUUGCGUUUACCAGUUAUCUGGUCAUCACGCACCUCUUGCUUAACGGAUGGCUCGUGCGCAUAUACUGGGAUAAAAUAAGCCGGUCAAAGGCAGUAUUACUUUAUGUCACAUUCACCAUUCCUCUUUACUUGUUGUUGUUCCGCGUCCGGCAUGCUGUGGCCGCCUUUCGUGGAAAGAACCAGGUCGUGGCUCGGCGGGAGGCUCUGAAAGCCAGGUACGCCACCUCUAUCGAAAACAGUGCCGUCGUGGAAUUCCCAUCUUUAAGUGCGGCAGUGCGUCGCGCGAGCUGCGUUCCUCUCAGCACUGAAAUGUCGACGAAUGGCUCCCAAGGCGACAGUGAAGUCCCUCUUAGUUCGUGGGUCGUCACAGAAACAAACGUGGAUGCCGGCAGCAAGUUGAUCAAGAUGAGCUCCGACGACGUAGGGGUGAGGGAGCCGAAUAGCUUUUCGCAUCUUUUCAUGAGUGAUUUAUCCGAGCUCGUCGCCGGCAGGAAGACGCUCUCAUUCCACUUCGUCUUGAAUGCGAAUAACGACAUCAUCCACGUCUCGAAGACCAGCACCCUGCCCAACGGACUGCCAGACCGGGUUCUCAGCCUAAGUCCUCUCACAGUUUGCAAUGAUACCCAUUACUUGAUCAACCUCAGCCAAGGCACUGGGUAUGAGGUUGUCGCUAUAGCAGCGAGAAAUGAAAAAUCCUGUGUUACUGUUACACAGGCUAACUAUUCAUCAUUUAUAUGGUGUUUUACACUGUACAGCACCGCCCUCUUGGUCUAUGGACUGCUAGUGAACUUAAGUUAUAACGGCAGAGCCACCGGGUUGUAUCACGCCGGCUGGAUGUUCACAGCCGCCGCCUGGUUCCUCACGUGCCGGGGUGUGGACGAGCCUUGGACUGACACCUUCGCCAAGAUACCGCUGCGGUUGUGUUUCACCGUAUGCCGAAUCGUUCUGAUGUGUGCCGUCGCCUUGGGCGGGCUGGGCAACGUCGCCAUCAUGUACCUGAGCGCCAAAGCAGCGGGAUAUCUCGCCCUGGUCGGGGAGUUAGUCUACAAGAAUCUCAGAAGGAAUGUGCGUCUUUGGGGCGACGUCGUGGACCGGUAUUUCUUCGACAAGACUUUGGUGAUGAGCUACCAAGGGGGCGAGAGCGUCGUCUGCUGCGGUUGGGCCAUUUGGUGUCACGUCUGCCAGCCCUCCGAGCAUAGCCUCGCCCUGCUCGUCGCUGUGUUGCUGGGCCAGGCUGCUGGGAUGAUUUACCUGAACUUCGUGAGAAGGUUUCUGAAAGAGCCCUUCAAGAAUCCUGUGCGCAUCCUUAUGAUGGCGAAGGACAGACUGAAUGCAGCGGAGAAAAGUAUCUGAUAUAUUUAAAGAAAAUUCGUGUGUCUUCAUAUUUGCUUACUUAGUUGUGCAGUGUGUGUAAGGUACAUAGGUAACUACAUUGUCAGUAAGUAUGGACUUGUACAUAAGAACUUUUAUACUCUUUAUCACCCAAGGAAUAUCGGCAAAGUUUCCUUAGUAAUGUAAAUAGGUCUUGUAAACAUAAUUGGGUCAAUAUGUAGAAGAGGGUAGUGGGUUAUUUUCGAAACAAUUUUGAUAUUUUUCUGCAUGAAGUCCACUGCUUUCAACGAUUCUAGACAUUGUUACUGCCUGUAAUGAACUCAAGUCGUUUUACUUAACUAUUUGGUAUUUGUUACCGAGAGCGAAGCACCCACAAGAGACGAAAUCCUAAAGCCA
Molecule: messenger RNA, 2319 nt
Organism: Penaeus indicus
Lineage: Eukaryota; Metazoa; Arthropoda; Malacostraca; Decapoda; Penaeidae
Exons: 6
Coding region: 460-1944 (494 amino acids)
Source: RefSeq, a predicted model, not a curated record